UAACUAUUUAUAUGACAAAUUAUUUUGCUACGUAUAAAUAAUGUCUGAGAAUAGUCAUCUGAGUAAAGGACAAAGGUUUUACAACAUUAAAGAUGUUAAUAAUACUAUUGAAAAUCUGGAAAAGGUACUAAACUGUGAAAUUACAAGAGGUAACACAAAAAAGCUUAAUGGAAAUGAUGAUGAAUUAAAAGAGCGUUUGUACUAUGAAUAUGUAAUAUUUCAAUGUCCAAAAUCUGGAUUUCCGGACAGUAAAGUUGAAGAAAAAAAUAGAAAAAGAAAGAGAGAGUCAGCAAAGACGAACUGUCCCUUUCAAAUACAUCUGAAGCUAGCAUCAAAAAGAAAGGUCAAAGGAGAAUCACAAUACCUAUAUGUUGAGUCAUGGAGCUUCGAACAUAAACAUGAUCCAAUAGUAAUGGAUACUACUAAUGAUCCAGGAACUAGCAAUGAAUCACAAACUAAAAAGAAAAGAAUGAGGAAAAAUCGUCAAACAUCUGCCGAUCAAAUGUCCGGUACAGUUAAUCUACAACCCGGGAUUUCCAAGGAUCCAUCUCGUUCUACGGUAGCCGAUGAUUCUAAAAACGAGUUUGAUUUAGGAAUAAAAUUAGCUAAAGAUAAGAAAUCGAGUCUUCAGAAUGAACAAGAUAGUCCUGAUGUUGAGUUUGAGUCAGCAUUACAAGCAGUUGAAAAAAUAGUCCUAUCAAGAACUGAACGAGGCGAAUGUCUUAAAAAAUUGGAGAAUCUCUUAUUAUUUUUCAAGAAUAAUGAUUAUCCAAAUGAGAGUAAUCGAAUAAAUAAUAUAGGAUCAUUAAACAAAUCCGCGAAUGAUAAAAAUUCUAGAGCUGCAAUCAAUGAAAAAUCUCCAGCUGAAACUGGUGACGUACCUGAAAAAGUUGAUAUUAUUCCGAUUCAAACCAAAAUACUUUCAGUUGACGCUAAUAGCUCAGAGAAUAAAAAUCAUUCAGAUCUUCCUCAUAAUUAUGAAUUUUCUGAUAAUACCGAUAUGCAUUUAAAUGCAAAAAAUCCAGCUGGUAGUGAGAUUGGGUAUGAAAUGAAGACUGCUGAAAUAAGAGACAGCAAAAAAAUUGAUAAGGCUGAGGCGUCUACUGUUGGAAAUAUAUUACAAGCUCUUGGUACUCAUUGUGUAAUAAGUAAAAUAGUGAAGGAAACUACGCCUUUAAGUAUAAUUGAUGAUCCUGCAAGUACCAACAAUGAAAAUAUAAAUGUUGUAAUUCUUAAUAACUCUUCGGGCAACGGUGAAAACAUGGCUGAAAAAAACAGCAUUACUUCUGCCCACAUUAAGAAGCCUCAGUUUGACGGUAAUAAUUCAGGCAAUAAAAAUCAUUCGGAUCUUGUUAGUAAUGAUCAAUUGUCUGAUGCUAUUGUUAUGCAUUUAAAUGUAAAAAAUCCAGCUGGCAAUGAAAUUGGGGAUAGAAUCAUUGAGGAAUCUCCAGCUGGAACUGGUGACAUACCUGCAAAAUUUGAUACUAUUCCGACUCAAGUCCAAAUACUUUUAGCUGACGCUAAUAGCUCCGACAAUAAAAAUCAUUCAGAUCUUCCUCAUAAUUAUGAAUUUUCUGAUAAUACCGAUAUACAAUUAAAUGCAAAUAACCCAGUUGAUGGUGAGAUUGUGAAUCAGGCGAAAACUGCUGACGAUCAUACUGAUACUAACCUCAUAUCAAUUUCUAAUGAGCUCGAGUUGGAAAAAAGCGGUAUUGUUGAUGAAGGCAACAAAAAAUCAGAAACUGAUAAUGUUCAUCAAAAGACCAUGCCCGUGGAAUUUGCUCUAUUACCACAAGCCGAACAAGAAUUUAGAAUUUUAUUAUCAAUUUUCAAUGAUGAAGAGUAUGUUCAAAGAGUUGAUAAGAAAAAUAAAAUUAAAAAGAGCGAUGUUACCAAACUAACGUAUAUUGAUUUGAAAGAUCCAAUAGUUAGUUGUGAUCUUGAUCCUGUUAAACAAUAUUUCACUUCUCAUGCGUUCACGUAUCUAAAAGAAGUAAUCCAAGUCAAAAUUGAUAGCCAUGUAUGGACUUGUGAAGCCUGCAAAAAAAGUAUUGUUGAGCAGUGUGUUUGUUGUGACCAAUGCUUAUAUUGGUUUGAAUGGAGUUGUGCAGGAAUCAACGAGAAUCCGACAGAAAAUUGGUUCUGCAAAAAUUGCAUUGACAAGAAUAAUUAA
Molecule: messenger RNA, 2173 nt
Organism: Cotesia glomerata
Lineage: Eukaryota; Metazoa; Arthropoda; Insecta; Hymenoptera; Braconidae
Exons: 5
Coding region: 41-2173 (710 amino acids)
Source: RefSeq, a predicted model, not a curated record